Bolinopsis microptera is the source of this 2075-nucleotide messenger RNA. Its product is annotated as putative transporter B0252.3. Lineage: Eukaryota; Metazoa; Ctenophora; Tentaculata; Lobata; Bolinopsidae. The record is from RefSeq and is a predicted model, not a curated record. The transcript has 2 exons. Bases 15 to 1613 code for a protein of 532 amino acids. Gene Ontology annotation, molecular function: transmembrane transporter activity. Gene Ontology annotation, biological process: transmembrane transport.
UUGUACCAGGAAAUAUGGUAUUGGAGGUGGACCCAAUUCGGAAGAAUCAGAGGAGUGUUGAUGAUCUUAUUGAGGAGUUAGUUGAGCACCGGACAUGGAAAUAUACACUUAUGGUCUUGUAUAUUUCCAUCGCUCAGGUUUACGCCGCUACCAGUUCCUUCGUUACUACAUUCGCAGGAAUGGACCCAGAGCCCGGGGAUAUUUGGUCCUGUAUAUCUGAAAAAUGCAAGAAUUUGACGACAGAUAAUACCACAUUACUGGAAAUGUUUCCUUGCGAUAUCACCGAACUUUUGGAUGGAAAAGAAGAGCUGGUUUUUGGACCGUCGGACAUAAAAUGGCAUCUUCAGCGCACCUCAUUUUCAGCAGAUUUAGAUUUGUACUGCGAUGUUGGAUCACGAAGUGCACAAAAAACGCUCAUAGAUUCCAUGUUCUUCGUAGGAUCUCUGCUUGGACUCGUAACUGGAGGUUAUGUGUGGGACAAUAUUGGGAGAGUGAAUUCAGCGAGGGUAUCUGUUUUGGUCACCGUCAUUGCGCAUCUGGUGGGAACGUGGUGCCAUAAUUACAGUAUCCUCCUUGCGAUCAGAUUCUUCACUGGUUUCGGAGAUUUCGUGACUUUCACUGGAACAUACAUACUAAUGAUGGAACUGACGGGAAUCAAGUACCGAACCUCUGUGAAUGCUUUUCAGGGCCUAACAUGGGUACUUGGCUAUCCAUUUUUAAUAGCGACCGGAUAUUUAAAUUACGAUUGGAACUACAUGUUCCUAACAACGGCGAUCCUAGCUCUUGUCUGUAAUCUUCACGUCUAUGUGUUUCUGAUCGAGUCACCACGGUUUCACCUCGUCAAUAACGAUAUGAAGGCAGCAAAGAAAUCGCUGAAAGCGCUAGCUGCUUUGACUACAGCUGAUCUGGACGUAGAUGAAAUUGAGAUUGUAGAUACGGAGAAGGUGAAUGAUAGGAAACAGACUUUCAUCCAGCAGCUGAAAGACCUGUGGACUUACCCAGUACUUCUUAAGGAGGGCUUAUGCCUGGCACCUCUCUGGUUCUGUAUUAAUAUGUUCUACUACGGAUUUAACUUUGCAUGGGAUAUGAUAUUGCCUUCGGCUAGCCUUUACCUUGGGUUUGUGAUGGGAGGAGUUGGAGAGGCUAUAGCGUGUUGUCUAAGUAUGCCAGUGAUACAGUUCCUGGGCAGGAGAAGGGCCAUGAUUGUCUUCCAGUGUCUUUCGGCCCUGGUGUUCCUGAUUGCAAUAGCGGAUGUGGAUUUAGGCAACGAUUGGGGAUUGGAUAGUGUUUUGUCUCUGAUAGGUUUGACGACCGUGAGCAUCUGUUUCUCUAAUGUCUACCUGUGGACGUCAGAGAUUGCGCCGACAUCCCACCGAGGACUUGCUUAUACUCUCGGGUCAGGAUUAGGUAAGUUUGGAGGCUUUGCCGGACCCUAUGUCUUCAACAAUCUGGGUCCAGCAACAACCAGAGCAGUUCCGUGGAUACUCCUUGCUGUGCUUUCGCUUCUCUGUGCUUUGGCAGCAGUUUUCUUAAUUGAGACGGGGGACAAGGAAUUAACUCAUGUGCCUGCAGAAGUUCAGGAGCGAAGAAAGGGGUUCAGAUAUAGGAUCUAGUGGACACUGAAAGUGAACAUGAACAGGUAGCUUCAUUUUGGUACAUUAGUGCAGUAAGAAAAGAACUGAUUUUUAAACAUAAAGGGUUAUGAAUUAGUGUACAAUAGAGAGUAUCGUUUGCAUGCUUAGGAUUAUGUUCGUAUCAACGGAACCCUCUCUGGAGUCUAUCUGUAAACAGGGGAGAUAGCAUCUGGUGUUCUGCCAGAAUUUUACCAAGAGGCAGGCACAGGAUCGCGGCUCCUUCGACAACUUCUACAACUUUGGCUGUUAUCGCUGCUAACUGCUCAUGAUGUAGAGGAACAGAGAAAGGGCUGAAAGAACCAUCUAAUAUUGAAGAAACGUUAAACUUAAUGACUUAUACUUACAAUCAAACUUUUAAAAACUCUUAUAAACUUUUUCUUUAACAGUAGUUAUACUUAUAGUACUAGUAGUAGUAGUAGUAAUUUUAAAAUUAUAAUUCGA